This is a messenger RNA of Nicrophorus vespilloides, 1083 nucleotides long. RefSeq names its product stearoyl-CoA desaturase 5-like. Gene Ontology annotation, cellular component: endoplasmic reticulum membrane. Gene Ontology annotation, biological process: unsaturated fatty acid biosynthetic process. Bases 1 to 1083 code for a protein of 360 amino acids. The record is from RefSeq and is a predicted model, not a curated record. Lineage: Eukaryota; Metazoa; Arthropoda; Insecta; Coleoptera; Silphidae. The transcript is spliced from 3 exons. Gene Ontology annotation, molecular function: iron ion binding; stearoyl-CoA 9-desaturase activity.
AUGAGGCAGAUAGUCGAUAGCGCGCUUAAUCGGUGGAAAGAUGACGAAGUAUUGGAAGAAGUGAACAAACAGACCAUCGAAAAGAUCAUUCCCAGUGAAGAAGAUGUUGAAGUUAAAGAAGUGAAGAAGACAUACGUAUGGAACGUGGUUUGGACUAACGUGCUGCUGAUCGGAGGUCUGCAUCUCGGCGCGAUCUACGGCCUCUACAUAAGAUCGUCCGUCCCAUUGGUAGGAUUAGUGUUCAACAGGAUUCUCGGAUUCGUCAGCAUCUUCGGGGUAACUGCAGGAGCUCACCGACUCUGGUGCCACAAAUCCUACAAAGCUAACACCUUCGUGCAACUUCUUCUCCUCUUCGCCAAUUCGUUGACUUAUCAGAACAGCGUGUACACGUGGUCCAGGGACCACAGGUUGCAUCACAAGCACAGCGAAACCGACGCGGAUCCGCACAACGCGAAACGAGGUUUCUUCUUCAGCCACGUCGGAUGGCUUCUGGUUAGAAAGCACGAGGAAGUUAUUGAGAAAGGAAAGACCAUAGAUAUGAGCGAUUUACAAGCGAAUCCGUACGUGAUGUUCCAGCACAAAUACUACUACCCGAUAGUGUUCAUGUUUACUCUGGUCAUUCCGACUUUUAUACCCUGGUACUUCUUCAACAUCAGCUUCCUCAACUGCCUCUUCAGCAUGACCAUCUACAGAUACAUCAUGACCUUAAACCUGACCUGGUGCAUCAACAGUUUUGCGCAUAUGCAUGGAAACAAACCGUACGACGCAUCGAUCGGUCCCACUGAAAAUACUUUCAUGAAGUAUUUGGGAACCGGCGAGGGUUUCCACAAUUACCAUCACACCUUCCCGUGGGACUACAAGGCGUCCGAACUGCAGAUGGAUUUCCAGAAUAUGACCACUCUGCUCAUCGAUUUCUUCGCGAAAUGCGGUUGGGUCACCGAUAGGAAAACUGUUGAGAAACCGAUGAUCGUUCAGAGGGCAUCUCGCACCGGAGACGGAACUUACAAGAAACGCUUCGGUCUGAAAUUCCUCGAGCAAGCUAAAAACUUGACAGUUUACUUACUCUUCUGGAUGGUCGUUUAA